Molecule: messenger RNA, 360 nt
Organism: Epithele typhae
Lineage: Eukaryota; Fungi; Basidiomycota; Agaricomycetes; Polyporales; Epitheliaceae
Product: zf-CSL-domain-containing protein
Exons: 2
Coding region: 1-360 (119 amino acids)
Biological process (GO): protein histidyl modification to diphthamide
Molecular function (GO): metal ion binding
Source: RefSeq, a predicted model, not a curated record
AUGGGCGCAUACUACGAUGAAGUCGAAAUCGAGGACAUGGUUUGGGACGAAGAGAAGCGAGUCUAUCACUACCCAUGCCCCUGUGGCGACCGCUUCGAGAUCUCGCGCAAGCAGCUUAAGAAUUACGAGGACGUCGCAACAUGCCCAAGUUGCAGCCUCAUCAUCCGUGUAGUAUACGAUCCUCUGGACUUCGAAGACGACCCGUCAGAUGAUGAGCCAGACGAGGGCACCUCGGAGGAAGAAGGGGAGGAGGAGGAGGAGGAGGAUGACAGUGAGAGCGAGGACGGGGAGUUCGAGGAUGCUAUGGAGCGCCUCAACAUUUCCGACGAGCAGCCCCGGGCCAUCGCGGCUGCUGCAUGA